UGUUCUCCGCUUAAAAAAGCGGUCCGUACAUUUUUAUAAUCCUCGUUUAUAACAGUUUUGCGUAAGUUGAAACCGGCAUCUCGCUCCUUCACGAUAAAGCUCUGCAACACCUCAUCUGAAACCGGCAUCUCGCUCCUCUCUACCGCUUCUCUCUACAAGAUCGCUCUGUAACGCUGCACUUCUCUCAUCUGCAUCCACACUGUUGCUCAAAUUUUUUCAAGCUCCAUCUGUUCAGCUGACAUGUCAAGCAUACGAAGAUCCAUAAGCUUCAUCCCUGUUUUCCAUCGGCGAUAGACCCAUAAACGUCAUCAUUGCUUCCACCGGUAAUAAACCCAGAAGCCUUCUCAUUGUUUACCAUAGGUGAUAGACACUGUUUUCCACCGGUAAUAGACCUAGAAGCGUCAUGUUUGCUUCCACCGGUCAGUAAUUUGAGGGUAUGAGAGAGUAAAACUGAUAUUGUGUGUGUAUAUAUAUAUAUUAAAGUCAGUAAUUUGAGCUUAGGUAACGGUAUAUUAGUAAUUUAGUCAAGUUUGUUAAUUCAUUUAAAGGGGUUCCUAUAAUUAUGAUAAAUUAUGAAAAAGGUCAAUGUAAAUUAUCCUUUAUUUAUUUAUUUUUUUUACAAGGAGUAGUUUCUUUCAAUAACUGACAUGACCUUAUAUGAUUAGACUUUAUUAUUAACAUUAAUUUCAUUUACCUAAAAAACAUAGGUCAACGAUUUUACCUUCCUUAGUAACAUACGUGAACGAAUAAUAUUAUGAUAAUGUGCAUAAAUUAAUAUAUGAAAAGAAAAAAAAAAAAAAAAAAACCACCAUCAUGAAGCUACCACCAAAUCUUAUUUUCACAAGGAAAAAUACUAAUGCAUUUCCUAUUUAGGUUGGCCAGCCAAAUUUGAAUUUUUCCAUAUGCUAUUUAAAAUUUUUGGUCGAACUGAAACAAUAAAAGUCAAACUUAGUUUCUUACCUCAUUGAUGAGGUCAUAAUCCCCACCCUCUCUCUAUAUGUAGUACCACACUCCUACAACAAUCCACAUUCAAUACACAAAUUAGGCGUUCCCUCUCUCACCAAACGACCUUCUCUCUCUACAUUUCAUUGCUUUUGUUAAGUUACCACUACUUCCUACUACUUUGUUCUCAUGGCAAAAUCACCAGAGACAGAGCACCCAGUGAAGGCCUUUGGAUGGGCAGCUAGAGAUUCCUCUGGAGUCCUCUCUCCAUUCAAAUUCUCCAGAAGGGCAACUGGAGAGAAGGAUGUGAAAUUCAAGGUGUUGUAUUGUGGAAUCUGUCACUCUGAUCUUCACUUUCUCAGGAACGAAUGGGGCAUGUCUUUGUAUCCUCUCCUCCCCGGGCACGAGAUUGUAGGGAUAGUUACUGAGGUGGGAAGCAAGGUACAAAAAUUCAAAGUUGGAGACAAAGUUGGUGUCGGUUGUGUGAUUGGAACAUGCCACUCAUGUGACAACUGUGCUAAUGAUCUCGAGAGUUACUGUCCCAAAAUGAUACUUACUUACAGUACCAUCUACUAUGAUGGAACAGUCACAUAUGGGGGUUACUCUGAUACCAUGGUUACCGAUGAACAUUUCGUGCUUCGUUGGCCUGACAGCCUGCCUCUUGAUGCUGGUGCUCCUCUCCUGUGUGCAGGGAUCACAACUUACAGCCCCCUGAGAUAUUUUGGACUUGACAAGCCCGGUAAACAUGUGGGUGUGGUAGGUCUAGGAGGUCUCGGCCAUGUAGCUGUGAAGUUUGCGAAGGCUUUUGGGGCUAAGGUGACGGUCAUCAGUACAUCCCCUAACAAGAAAAAAGAAGCCAUUGAACAGCUAGGUGCUGAUGCAUUUUUGGUCAGCCGUGACUCGGAUCAGAUGCAGGCUGCAAUGGGCACAAUGGAUGGUAUCAUUGAUACUGUAUCUGCAAAUCACUCUAUUUUACCGUUGAUUGGAUUGUUGAAGUCACAUGGAACAUUGGUUUUGGUCGGUGCACCAGAAAAACCACUAGAACUACCAGUGAUGCCGUUGCUUAUGGGGAGAAAGAUUGUGGCUGGUAGUAGCACUGGGGGGAUUAAAGAAAUGCAAGAGAUGCUCGACUUUGCAGCAAAACACAACAUAACAGCUGAUGUUGAGGUCAUUCCGAUGGACUAUGUGAACACCGCCAUGGGGCGUCUUGAAAAAGCUGAUGUUAGAUACCGUUUUGUCAUCGACAUUGGGAACACUUUGAAAGCUCCUUCAUCCUAGGAAUUUUGGUUUCUUCUGAGGAUGAUGUUUCAUGGUCAGAGAAGGGAUAUUCCAUGCGUCUACAUGGUUGUCAUCUAUUGUUAGUGUAAUCACUAAAUCUGCAGUGUCGGAUGUCAUUUUGAUUAUGUUUGUUUUUUAUUUUUAUCGUAUGUACAUCGAUUUUAGUCUUCUUGUAAUGGAGGGCUUGUGUGAUAUGUAGUUUCAUGUCUGUACUUUUUCAUAUGGAGAAUUUGAUAUAUAGUAUGAAUUUGAGUUA
This is a messenger RNA of Cornus florida, 2476 nucleotides long. Its product is annotated as probable mannitol dehydrogenase. Gene Ontology annotation, molecular function: zinc ion binding; cinnamyl-alcohol dehydrogenase activity. Gene Ontology annotation, biological process: lignin biosynthetic process. The record is from RefSeq and is a predicted model, not a curated record. Lineage: Eukaryota; Viridiplantae; Streptophyta; Magnoliopsida; Cornales; Cornaceae. The transcript is spliced from 6 exons. Bases 1132 to 2220 code for a protein of 362 amino acids.